Molecule: messenger RNA, 1314 nt
Organism: Botrytis porri
Lineage: Eukaryota; Fungi; Ascomycota; Leotiomycetes; Helotiales; Sclerotiniaceae
Exons: 1
Coding region: 1-1314 (437 amino acids)
Source: RefSeq, a predicted model, not a curated record
AUGCAAAGAGACAAAGAUAACCCCCCCUCCUCCUACAAAUACUUCGCCCACAAAUGGGUUCGCUCCCAAACCACACGCAGAUACAUCUCACCAUAUAGCACACGCGCUCACCCCGCUUUCCGCCGGUAUAAAUCCAUGGACGAGCCAUCUUCUCCGGUUGUUCCGAGUUCUUCGUCACCCUUGCAAAAUAAUAAUAAUCCUCGGACAAGAGCGUAUCUCUCAUCGCUCAUCCCGAAUCCGCAUCCGUACGUUUCGCCUUAUAGGCAAGCGACUAUGGCUUCUUCCACUCCAUCUCGGAAUCGAGGGACGAAACGCGCGCGCAAGAAUGGUGCUGGCAAAGGCAAUAAAGUUGCCGUUGUUCCUGCACCGAUUACACAACCUUCUCCUCAACCUCAACCACCUCAACCAUCCCAAGAUCCCCGCUACUCACUAACCUACAUUCUCAACACCCCCACGCCACCCAUCCACCCCAGUACCCGCACCCACACCCUCCCAGCCCUCCCCUCCAAAAUCCGCCAUCUAAUCUGGACCUACGCGCGCUCCCGCACAAUCCUUAUCACCAUCUCCAACGGCCGCAUCUUCAGUCGCUCACCCAGCCCCAUCACCUUCCGCAUCAAUCAGGAAUCGCGUUCCGCGACACUCCAUCACUAUUCUGUCCAUCCACAUUUCUAUAUCCCUGGUACGCCAUACCAAAAUCAGAAUGAAAGUGAGAAGAUCCACUAUCCGUUUUUCGAUCCUAGUGUCGAUAGCGUGGUAUUAAAUCAGAUUUCCACCGAUCACCAUCCCACUCUCCCUUUCACCAGUACCAUUUUUGAAUUCUACGACUCGGAUACGCAGCAGACUAUUUUUGGAAAGCGAAAGUCGGUGGAUUAUACACAUUUUGAUAUUCUGCAUUCAUUACAUAUUCCCUCGCGAGCAUGGGAUUGGAAACGCAUUUACCGAGCGCCAAGAAUGGAUAUUCGAUUUCGAAAUCUGACGGAGAUUGUUUUGGAGGGGGGAGCGAUGGGGUUGAAGACGAGGAGAGAUGUGAAGAAGUGUAAGGAGUUUAUUCGAGGAUGUUUUGAGAGGAGCGUGGAGGAGAUUGAUGGGGAAGAGGAAAUUGACGACGAUGCGGAGAGGAUGGAUGCGAGUUCUGGGAUAGUGGGAAAUGCGAGGACGGCGGAGAUGGAGAUCAGAGUUCCGGAGGUGAGAGUCAUUAUGCCUAAUGGAUUAGAUCAUGAAUGGAUGUUUGAGGAAGAUAAACUGGGAAUGGAAUCGAUUGAGGAGAGGACAUGGGUGAUGAAUUUUAUUAGCAAGGUUAAAGCGAGUCGUUGA